Micromonas pusilla CCMP1545 is the source of this 1077-nucleotide messenger RNA. RefSeq lists its product as uncharacterized. Bases 1 to 1077 code for a protein of 358 amino acids. Lineage: Eukaryota; Viridiplantae; Chlorophyta; Mamiellophyceae; Mamiellales; Mamiellaceae. Gene Ontology annotation, molecular function: signaling receptor activity. The record is from RefSeq and is a predicted model, not a curated record. Gene Ontology annotation, cellular component: membrane. The transcript has 2 exons.
AUGUGCCGCCUGUGCACGCGCGCGGAGGCGCCGGCGUGGGCGGUGCACAACCCGUACGUCGAGAACGGCUACCGCGUCACCGGCGGGUUCCGAGGCGCGAUUCGAAGCGUGCUCAUGUGGCACAACGAGACGGCGAACAUCUGGAGCCAUCUCCUCGGGCUGACCGUCUUCGCGCUGCUGACGACGUCGAUGGCGACGGGUUGGGGGAACGCGCACGCGCCCGCGCUGCCGGCGUCGUGGAUCAUGGGCGAGGAGGGGGAGUCGUGGGACGGCGCGGGGGGGGAAGCGCUCAGGGCGACCAUCGCAUCGCUCGCGUCUACGCUGGACGCGGCGUCGUCGGAGGAGGCUGUCCUGUUGCACUACGAGCCCGCGCCGCGGUGGCCGAUGUACGUGUUCUUGGCGGGCGCGUGCCUAUGUCUGUCGUUUUCGGGGAUUUGUCACACGCUGGCGUGCGUCAGCGCGCAGGUGUCGAGCAUCGUGUGGCGGAUCGAUUACGUCGGGAUCGUGACGCUCAUCAUGGCGUCGUUUUACCCCGUGGUGUAUUACUCCUUCAUGUGCGUCCCCGCGUUGCGGACGUUUUACCUCGUCGGGAUUUCCCUUUUCGGGUUUGUCGUCCUGUCCGUGAUGCUGUUGGAGAGGUUCCAGGCGCCGAAGUAUACGCCGUUUCGCGCGGUGCUCUUCAGCGGUUUAGGCGCGUUCGGGAUCUUCCCGCUUCUGCACCAGACGUUGUUCACGUGGCGAAUCGUCCCGACGCCGAUGGUCGUCACGUUCUGGCUGGAGAUAUUGAUGGGGAUGUGCUACCUCGGCGGCGCGUUCAUAUACGCGCGCGCGGUGCCGGAGAGGUGGAACCCCGGACGAUUCGACGUCUGGGGAGGGACGCUGUGUUCGCAUAAUUUGUUUCACGUGCUCGUCGUCGCCGGCGCGUACGUGCACUACAGAGCCGCGCUCGUGUUGAUCGCGUGGAGGGACCAUCACCGGUGCGACGCGGACGCGACGUUGCUGCGGACGUUUUAUCUGGACAACGGGUGGUUAGGGGGGAGGCAUCACGUCCCGUGGAUUCCGCACGGGGAGUUGUGA